Messenger RNA from Dicentrarchus labrax (European seabass), 2497 nucleotides. Its product is annotated as gastrula zinc finger protein XlCGF71.1-like. The record is from RefSeq and is a predicted model, not a curated record. Bases 346 to 1125 code for a protein of 259 amino acids. Lineage: Eukaryota; Metazoa; Chordata; Actinopteri; Moronidae. Gene Ontology annotation, molecular function: DNA-binding transcription factor activity, RNA polymerase II-specific; RNA polymerase II transcription regulatory region sequence-specific DNA binding. Gene Ontology annotation, biological process: regulation of transcription by RNA polymerase II. Gene Ontology annotation, cellular component: nucleus. The transcript has 3 exons.
GAGUACGAGGAGGAACUUUGUCGUUCAAAAGAGGAGAACGAGCGACAACGGAAACUACUGGACGCUGUUUUCAACCCUCAACUUCGGUUACACAGAGCAGAUGUCCAGCAGCUGUCGGUGAUUAAAGAAGAGGUUCCCCCUGAGCAGCAGCAGGAGUGGAGACCCAGUCUGGAACAGGGGGACCCAGAGCCCCCACACGUUAAAGAGGAACAGGUGGAAGUCAGGACCAGUCAGGAGGGAGAGCAGCUUCAAGGGUUUACAUUCACUCCUGUCCCUGUGAAGAGUGAAGAUGAUGAUGAAGAGAAACCUCAGUCCUCAAAGCUUCCUCAAAGACAAACUGAACAGAUGGAAACAGAUGAUGGAGAGGACUGUGGAGGACCAGAACCGGCCAGAAACUCAGAUGAACAUUCACAACCUGAUACGGAUGGUAAGACUGAAGACUCUUCUGAAUCUGAGACUGAUGAUAGUGACAAUGAUUUUAAAGACACCAGGGAACCUCAGUCAGGUGAUGUCCCCAAUAUAAAGCCUUUCAGCUGUUCAGUUUGUAAGAAAUGUUUUUCAUGGAGACGAGGUUUACGUAGACACCUGAGAACUCACACAGGUGAGAAACCAUUCAGCUGCUCAGCGUGUGAUAAAAGCUUCAGUCUAAAGGGUAUUCUUAAGCAUCACAUGACAACUCACACAGGUGAGAAACCAUUCAGCUGCUCAGUGUGUCAUAAAAGCUUCCGUCUAAAGCAUACUCUGCAGUUACACAUGAGAACUCACACAGGUGAGAAACCAUUCAGCUGCUCAGUGUGCGAUAAAAGCUUUGGAUAUAAGCAUGGUCUGCAGGAUCACAUGAGAACUCACACUGGUGAGAAACCUUUCAACUGCUCAGUGUGUCAUAAAAGCUUCCGUCAAAAGAGUCAUCUGCAGAUGCACAUGCAAAGUCAUAUUGGUGGGAUACAGUACAGCUGCUCAGUGUGCGAUAAAAGGUUUGGACAAAAGAGUCAUCUGCAGAGGCACAUGAAGACUCAUACAGGUAAGAAACCAUUCAGCUGCUCAGUAUGCCAACAAAACUUCGUUAAAAAGAGUACUCUCGAGGAGCACAUGACAACUCACACAUCCAGCUCAGUCUGCAGUUAAAGCUUCUGUAUUAAAAGUACUAUGCAGAGACACAUGAGAGCAGCAGGAAAUUAAGAAUCCUGUUCAGCUAUUACAGACUAGAAACUAGACAUCAGAGAUGCACCAUGACAUCAGAACAACAGUGUCUGGCGGCUAGGUCUGUAACUAUUCUGAAUCAGAGUGAGUGAUAACAAUUUGACAAUGGGAAAACAACUUUCCCCUGCCUGGCUUACGGGAUCACUGGCUAACAACUUAGCAAGAGUUUACCCAUUUCUCCAGGAACCACUACACCACUGAACAUAGUGGGCAUAAAUAGCUGUGCACAGUUUAACUGUGUUCAUGACUAAGCACGGGACUGCUUAACUUUUGUAACUGUAAUGUAUUGAUCUAGUUUUAUUGUUGUGAUGUUGUUAUGGUUUAUGUUAGGUUACUGUGUUACUCAUGUUCUAAACUGCUAUGGUGAUCUUAGUUAAAUGUUAUGUUCCACACAGAAACAGUCUUUGUACAACAAACUCUUUUUAACUUGCCACUGUUCAUAUAAGAUCACCUCGGCCUUUAACACAACCACACACAGCAGAGAGGACCUUUAAAACUCUGCUUUGUGUCUGCUGAACAAGCUCAACAUAAUGUGCAACACACACUCUGUUUUUUUAUUUAGUUUAGUGCAUUGUAGUUUGAUCAUAUUGUGUUUAUACUUUAUAUUUUUAAUAAAUGCUAUCAAAUAUACAUGCUGGUUUAUUAAAUAUUCCACAAAUGUGAAGGAUACCAAACUCUAUGUUGAGCUACAAAUCCUUCAGCUGACUUAAUGUGAACAUGAUGAACUUAGUUAUAGUUUUUGAAUAAAUAAAUUAGUGCUUCAGAUUAAUUGUUUUGUAUAUUCUAUGAGACUGAGUAUCAUUCAGUUAAUAGUUUUCCUUUUAAGGGUGGUGUCCUGAGGACCUUCUGAUAUAAUACGUAUAAGGAUAUUGAUUACUGUUAUUUUUAAUUUUCUUUGAUCAUUUUGAUAGCCAGAAUUAAUUGAUUGCUCCUCCAAAGUUUGAUGACCCUUUAAAUAGUUUUAAUUACCACAAUGUGCAGAAGUUCUUUUUUUGUUUUUGGUGAAUAUUUUUAAUUCUUUGUCUGUUUAAUCAGUAGAAUGAUCAUCGUUGUAUUUAUUGUACUUUAUUUUGUCUUUGUUUUAUCGAUCACCCUGUGUGGUGUUUGAAUGUGUUGAAUCUACAUUGUGACUAACAGGAAACAUUAUAAAACAUAAUCAUUAAUGUCAGUUUAUGGGUCCAUGUAUCUUAAAGUUUCAGGUUGCAAUCAGUAAACUUUAUUUUCAUAAAAGGACCUUUGUUUUGUUUCUAUAUUGUUGCUUCAAACAGCAUUAAACAUUCUGCGUUUCUACAUAAAA